AUGGAUCUACCUUGUGAGGGAGAAAAUGCGUUACCACAUUUCAGAGAUGUUGCAGAGAUUGUAGAUUCAUCCUUGACAGCUAGCCCAUCAAAAAUAAACGAUCAGCUGAUUGAUGUCGACAAUGGCCUGCUUGAUUCCCUAGGCACAGAAAAGGGCGAAGAGAUACAUGAUAUUGAUCACAGUCCAGAGACACAUUUUCAAACAUACGAGAAGCUCAAAAUACAGAAGUGGAUUUCGACGAUAUUGAGUCACCCUGUGAUGACUCCGAUGCAGACUCAGACUAUGUUUCGUAUGAAUCGGCAGAAUCUUCUUCCCCCAAGUUAUCAAAUUUCGGAGAGCCCAAAGCAAAGAAGCCCGGAAAAAGAAAAAUGGAUGUAG
Molecule: messenger RNA, 378 nt
Organism: Acanthoscelides obtectus
Lineage: Eukaryota; Metazoa; Arthropoda; Insecta; Coleoptera; Chrysomelidae
Source: the annotation of a GenBank genome assembly